ACGUGCAAUAAUUCGUGCAAUCCGUAUUUUCUAAAUAAUUUCCGGGAUACGUAUUUCUUCUUGUUAUCGUAAAAAUUCUAUUAAUUGGAGCCAUUGGAACAUUGGAAUUAUUUGUCAUUGCCCACCUGUCACUGUCAUAUAGAUGAGGCAGAUGCAAAAGAUAACAAGGAUUGGUUCAGUGGCUUAUCAUGUCCACCUUUAAAACCAGGAAACAAACGUGCUUAUUACGAACAAUUAAACUAUCCAGAUAACGCAUGCAGUUUCCUUGAAUGAAACUAAAUGCAGAAAUAAUGUCCUUUGGAGUACGUUUAGCUCGCAGCAGGCCCAUUAGGCUUCUAGGAAGUAUCGCCAUGAAAUGUUGGGCUUUCAGCGGAGCUUACAUUCUUGCUUGCUUCCUCUUAUACUGGCUAUAUGGUGGAAUCCUGGCUUUCAUUCUGUUGUGCUUUGCCAUAACUGGAAUACUCUAUCAUAGAGAAGAUCAGCUUUUAUAUCAUCCAGAAUUGCCAGCUCACUCCAGAGUUUAUGUGCCAGCACCUUCAAUAUUUAGUUUGCCGUAUCAAAGUGUGUACACCAGAGCUGGUGAUGGCACAAUGUUGCACAUGUUUUUCAUUUCUCAACCGGAGGAAAAAAUGAGGAAAGCGCCUACAUUAUUAUUUCUUCAUGGCAACGCUGGCAAUAUGGGCCAUCGAUUGCAGAAUAUAAUGGGACUGUAUCACAGUAUCGAAUGUAACAUUUUGAUGUUAGAGUACCGAGGAUACGGCCUGUCGCAGGGCUCUCCGUCAGAAGAAGGCCUUUACAUGGACGCCCAAGCGGGAAUGGAUUAUCUGUCCAGUAGAACAGAUAUUAAUACUAAUGAAAUUAUAGUGUUUGGUAGAUCGUUAGGUGGAGCAGUAGCAAUCGAUCUAGCCACGAAGGAGGAAAGCUCACGAAGAGUUUGGUGCCUUAUACUCGAAAAUACCUUCACUAGUAUUCCAGAUAUGGCUGCCUUAUUCGUCGGAUCGAAAUUUUUGCAAUAUUUACCACUCUUUGUAUAUAAAAACAAGUAUUUAUCUAUCUUGAAAGUUCGCUCAGUCACAGUACCCACUAUGUUUAUUUCCGGUCUGGCGGACACGCUGGUACCACCCCGCAUGAUGCAGGAUCUCUACAAAAAUUGUCGAAGCACGUGUAAACGGAUACUUCCAGUCGUGGGCGGUACGCACAACGAGACCUGGUGUCAGCCGGGUUACUAUCAGAAUAUUCGUUCUUUUCUGGCCGAGCUCAGGGAAAAUCCUCCUCCUCCGAGAGUGGUAUCUAGUCAUUGGCAGAUUGAUGAUAUCUAGUGAUAAGAAACUGAUGAGGUAAUCGGUUAAUGUGAUCGCAAAAAGAAUUCAUUUUCACAUGCUACGAGUGCAAGAACAUAUAGUCGCUAUUGACUUUAUUGAAAUCGAUAUUUCUAAACUUUUGUAUUAAUUUAUUUGUAUAUUUAGACACGGAUCUUACUAAAACAUGACGUUACCAAGAUCGGUCAGAAACAGUUGAUAAUCCUUUUCACAUGAAAAUCAAAUCAUUAUAAUCAGAUUGAAACAAUUGACGAAUUUAAUUUAAUCAUGAUAGAUUAAAACUUAAACUAAUUAGUAGCAAAA
Ooceraea biroi (clonal raider ant) is the source of this 1622-nucleotide messenger RNA. It is a transcript of the gene Bem46, whose product is annotated as abhydrolase domain containing 13-like protein Bem46. Lineage: Eukaryota; Metazoa; Arthropoda; Insecta; Hymenoptera; Formicidae. Gene Ontology annotation, molecular function: palmitoyl-(protein) hydrolase activity. The record is from RefSeq and is a predicted model, not a curated record. Gene Ontology annotation, cellular component: membrane.